AUGCCCUCUUUCAGCUAUCAUAAUGAGUCUCACACGUCGGCAGAUUGCACAGCAGGCAAGACUCUGAACUGGGAAAUGAGGACAUACCAGGUCCUUCAAGACGGGAAGUUGGACAGCGUUCCAGGUGCGAUCAGGAACGAAUUGACUCACAUUGCCGUGCUCGACAGGAAUACACUGAUGGGACCUCUGCUCAUCAAUUGGGCCGCUGUGAGGUCCCAUGCCCAAAAUGUGGAACAUGCUAUCAACAUCGCAGCAGGAGGGGAACGCUCAUCCUUGGCUAAUCCCCUGUUCUCUGGCUGUUGCUCAAAUGGGGCGGUGCAGCUCCCACUUCCAUUGGACCCUCCACUUGAACUUCGAGAUCUCUUAACAGAUCAAACACAUCAAGGUAAGCUGCGACGGGAGCAGCUCCGAAAUUAUAAUAAUUCUCUUGCUUUCACCUCAAUGGGUGUUGAUAAGCAAGACAUGCGAGUUUGGGGACCUCAAGGGAUAUACACCUUUCGUAUUGGCGGACGAGCAUACCACCAAAUUGGGGCAUUACUUCCUGAAGCUGGAGAACAUCCCCGAUUUGCUCAAGUUUUCCUGGCGGGUCUGUCUGAAGCAGAACAGGCUGCUCAGCGGAACAUUCACAUCCGAGGGAGAGGUGAAGAGGGUGUUCUAACCCGCCUGGCUCAGAUGAUAGAAAGGGUGAACCCAUACUAUGCUGCUUUCAAGACUUUUCGUGACCUUUAUUUGCGAGGCGGUGGGGUUCGCAACAUUAGUGAACUCCACUCAGCAUAUCUUCCGCUGCACUUCACUCUUAUAUACCCACACGGAGAGCCGGGAUGGCAUCCAAGGAUCCCUUUGGCUGGGCAACCACUGGGAGAUGAUGACGAGAUUGGUGAGGGGGAAGAUAUUGAGGAUGGAAAUGCUGGAGAUGGUGGAUUGGUAGCUGAAGUAAGACACUAUGGGCGUGGAGGAUCUAAGCGAGUGACUCAAGCACAAUUUGCAACCUAUUAUCUCUUCAAACGAUCGGGCAAUUUCAACACCGCACUCUAUUGUGGACGACUCUUUCAGGAGCUAUUGGUGGAUCAGUGGGCCCAGACCGAAUCAAACCGUCUGUGA
Tremella mesenterica DSM 1558 is the source of this 1101-nucleotide messenger RNA. RefSeq lists its product as uncharacterized. NCBI's taxonomy places the organism in Eukaryota, Fungi, Basidiomycota, Tremellomycetes, Tremellales, Tremellaceae. The transcript has 5 exons. The record is from RefSeq and is a predicted model, not a curated record. The coding region runs from base 1 to 1101 and encodes 366 amino acids.